Onychostoma macrolepis is the source of this 2681-nucleotide messenger RNA. It is a transcript of the gene phlda1, whose product is annotated as pleckstrin homology-like domain, family A, member 1. The record is from RefSeq and is a predicted model, not a curated record. The transcript has a single exon. Bases 113 to 541 code for a protein of 142 amino acids. Gene Ontology annotation, molecular function: phosphatidylinositol phosphate binding. NCBI's taxonomy places the organism in Eukaryota, Metazoa, Chordata, Actinopteri, Cypriniformes, Cyprinidae. Gene Ontology annotation, biological process: positive regulation of apoptotic process.
CCGUUCCGAUCAUCACACUCCUCUCAGACCUCCGUCAAUCCAUCCAUCCAUCGGCUCAAACCUACCCACCCUCAGUCCAAAACCCGGAGCGUUUGAUGCGCGAUCGGAGGCGAUGCUGGAGUCCGGCGGCGGCGGCGCGGUGCUGAAGGAGGGCGCGCUGGAGAAGCGCAGCGACGGUCUGCUGCAGCUGUGGAAGAAGAAGCGCUGCGUGCUGACCGAAGAAGGACUGGUGCUUCACCCACCCAAACACCAGCACCACCACGACACCGGCUGCAAGGCGAAGGAGCUGCACUUCGCCAACAUGAAGACGGUGGACUGCGUGGAGCGCAAGGGCAAGUACGUGUACUUCACGGUGGUGAUGUCCGAGGGCCGAGAGAUCGACUUCAGAUGCCCGCAGGACGAGGGCUGGAACGCGGAGAUCACGCUGCAGAUGGUCCAGUACAAGAACCGCCAGGCGAUCCUGGCCGUCAAGUCAAGCCGGCAGAAGCAGCAGCAGCUGCUCGUGGUCUCCGCGCAGAAGAUUCUCCGAAACGCGCAGUAGGACGCCGGAGAGCGGCGAUAUCGACGGACGUUACCGCGCGUAAAAAGCGCUGGAUGCUCAUUACGGACGUCGCUUUUUAGUGUCACCUUGCGCGCACGGACGCUCUUCGUGCAUUGAAAGACAUCACGGCUGAAUUAGCACCGGGAAUAUCUACUCUCAGAGGGUGUACGGGGGCCGGGGCAAGUUGUCACAGCGACGUUCAGAGUGGAAAAUCCGUUUGCAUGAACGCAUAAACAUAUAGUACAAAACAGAUUUAAAUUAGGAUCAGUUUUGUGAAUUCUGCCGUCCAAAUGAGAGAUUUAUUUUGGGGUAGUAGGCGUUUGGUGAACUGUGAAACCACAAUGGGAUUUGUGAUCCUGGACCAUAAAAUCGGUCAUAAGUAGCACAGGUAUAACUGUAGCAAUAGCUACACUGUAUGGGUUAAAAUGACCGAUUUUUCUUUUAUGCCAAAAAUCAUUAGGAUAUUAUGUAAAUAUAUUUUGUAAAUUCCCUACCGUAAAUAUAUCAAAACUUAAUUUUUGAUUAGUAAUAUGCAUUGCUAAGAACUUCUGUUGGACAACUUUAAAGGCGAUUUUCUCAAUGCUUAGAUUUUUUGCACCCUCAGAUUCCAGAUUUUCAAAUAAUUGUGUAUCGGCCAAAUAUUGUCCGAUCCUAACAAACCAUACAUCAAUGGAAAAAAAUUGACCCUUAUGACUGGUUUCGUGGUCCAUGGUCACAUUUAUUUAUAAGGUAAGAGUCAAAUAUAAAGGCUUGAUUUCAGGUAAAUUGGGACACUUUUGCCAUUGAGCUGACUGGGAAAAACGUCCCAAUUAUCUUGAAUUAACUCCUAAUGAAGGUAGAUUUGAAACCGUCUUUUCAGGGCAGUAGAACUUUACAAAAAUGUCAGGUUGGGGCAAGUUUUUUUGGCUCUUUCUUGAAUUGUUUUGUUUGACAAAUUAUGAAUUGUUUUGUAUAUUUUUUUCUACUAUAUUUUUUUUUUUACUAUACCCCCCAGAUCAGUGUCAGACAAAAAGAAUGUUCCCAUUGUGACAACAUGCCCCACUUUAUUCAUUUAAUGAACUGUAUUUUCUAGACAGGAAUGGUGUACAUGCUCAUAUGAUUUUUGUUGCAAUGACUUUAGAGUCUGUAUUCAUUGACUGACUGGAGUACGCUGGAGUAAAAGGUGUGACAACUAGCCCCGGUCUCCCUUACAUGUUCAUGGGUUGUAUAUGUGAAAUGCCUUCAAUACGUCAUUGUUCGUCUGGCUCGGACAGAAAUGCCACCAUUACUUUCCAUUUCAGCGCAGUUGCAUUUGUCAGGUUUGUGCGGCUCCAGACAUGCAAUCGAUAUCUUCCGGGAGACCUGAAAGGCCAAUCUGUUCCGGUCCAGAUCGCAGUCUGCAUGCGUGUUUGCAGGGAUUUUAUAGAGACUCAGUGUCACACUGGAAAACUGCAGACUGAUCCUGACAGAUCCACCACCAUUCAUUCAUUCACAGUCUCUCACUGGAGAUGCACAGCGUUGAAUGUGGCCAUGAACUCUGCAUCCGAUUAUGUAUUUAUUUGUACAUAUUUUUUGUAACAGGUCAUUUGCAUAUCUGAAUGUUGGGUUAUGUUUUUUAAAGUACACUUGAUGCAUUUCAGAAUCUCAGAAUAAGCUUUUGAUUUUCAUUUUUUUUGUUUGACCAACUGUUUUUUGUUGUUAUUCAAACCAAAGAAUGUCAAAACAUUUGCAUCUACAUCAUGUUGACAUGACGUAACUUGUACUUUAAGGUUCAAUCAUUGCAACCUCUGAUCUCAGUCAGUGUAGACGCCAUAUGUGAUGCAGUGAAAACAAGACUGUGCAGAAAUGGGAAGAAUGCUGGAAAAGUCACGUUUUUAUUUCCACCAUAUUAAUUGUGGCCUCUAUCCUGACUGAGCAUGUUGAUCUGAUCAAUAUUGUGUUGCAUAAAUCUUUUCUAAGUCAAAUGCAUGGCGACGGAUGUCGACUGGAUGUUGUUGAUUCAUCAGAAAUGUCCCGAUGCUCUGCUGUCGAGUCUUGCGUGCGAUCGAGCUGAAGUUUGCUUGUGUGAAAAUGGUGUUUUGUUAAUGGAACGCCAUCGUUCCCUGAGCUGGUGCGAAUGCCACUUUCAUACCUUUGAAAUAUACAUUCCAUUUCAAAUGAA